Molecule: messenger RNA, 1398 nt
Organism: Argiope bruennichi
Lineage: Eukaryota; Metazoa; Arthropoda; Arachnida; Araneae; Araneidae
Exons: 2
Coding region: 459-1265 (268 amino acids)
Biological process (GO): neuropeptide signaling pathway
Molecular function (GO): neuropeptide hormone activity
Source: RefSeq, a predicted model, not a curated record
UUUCAAACGAAAUGUUGGAUUGAUAAAAGAAAGUAAACAAUUUUGUGACUCCUUAAGAUGAAAACAAAACGACUGUCUUAACUUUCAGGACAUAGCAAACACCCAAAAAGCAAUUUUCAUCAAUUCGUGUGAUUUCUUUAAAAUAAAAUUCGUCCAAUUCCUAGGAUGUUUAUCCUUCCCUGUCUCAAAGCCCCAAAGGCAGUAGUAAUCUUGUUCACCCUAUCACUGUCAGUGAGAAUCCAAUCCUAGAUUUGGAAUCAAUCUACUUUUAGCAAACUAAUGCAGAACGGAAGACGUGUUUCUGUAAGUCUGUCCGAACAUAAUACUGGUACCAUAGAAACGGAUGUAUUGUUCCACCCCCGACCAUAAACUAUAGGCAGUAUAUAUAUGAGCGGUUGGUUUUCAGUUCCAGCAUUCGAAGCAAGCCAACUGCAAGCUUCAAUCGAGUCCAGAGAAAAAUGGGCAAGACGACGUUUCUUCAUCUCUGUUUAUUCCUAUGUAUUGUCAUCGCAUGUCAUGGUUAUCCUGAUCUUCCUUAUUUUUAUGAAAUACGAUCUUGUCCUGAUAAUGUAGAAGAGAGAGAAUCAGUACCCUUCUAUGAAUUCGACAAGCCUCAACAACCCUUCGAUAAACGAUCCGGUUUCGCUUAUUAUCCUGAUUUUUCCAGUUCAAUGUCCUCAGAAGAUUGGAAAGAAUUCUCAUUAAAGAAAGAGGGCGCAUCUCAAACUCCAUUUGAAUCUAAUGCGAGCCGUAAGAAGAGGUCAGUAGAUGAAGAAGAAAAUCUGAUUGAAAAUUCUGUUGAUCAUCAGGAAAAUGAUAUGGCAAUUCUACCUUCAAUGUCACGGGAAGGUCGAAACAACAUUAAAACAAUCCAUUUGCCAUCUUCAUUCACGCCGAGACUUGGAAAGAAACGAUCCAGUGAAAAAUCCCGGGAUAAUGAUUUUCCAAUGAGUGGUAAAGCUCAUGUCAUUAACUUAAAUGCUGGUUCUGCUUUUACUCCAAGAUUAGGCAGAUCUGAAGGUUCCACUAGGAUCCAGUGGAAUGCAGGAAGCGCAUUUACCCCAAGACUCGGAAGAUCUGAAAGCGUUAAUCGAAUUCGUCUUAAUGCUGGAAAUGGCUUUACCCCCCGAUUAGGAAGAUCAGAGAGUCCAAACAGAAUACAAGUCAAUGCUGGAAGUGCUUUUACUCCUCGUUUAGGACGAUCUGAAAAUCCCAAUCGAAUCGUUCUGAAUGCUGGAAGCUCUUUCACACCCAGAUUUGGUUAAGUCCUGUGAUCUGAAGAACAGUAUUAUUUCUUUUUUUACAUCUUGCUCUGCACAAAUGAUCAAUGUUUAUGCAAAUUUCAUACCCUUAAAUGUUCUUUUACCUAAAGUCCAAUAAAGGACAAUACAUGACUGA